This is a messenger RNA of Haplochromis burtoni (Burton's mouthbrooder), 753 nucleotides long. RefSeq names its product butyrophilin subfamily 1 member A1-like. Bases 1 to 753 code for a protein of 250 amino acids. The record is from RefSeq and is a predicted model, not a curated record. Lineage: Eukaryota; Metazoa; Chordata; Actinopteri; Cichliformes; Cichlidae. The transcript has 4 exons.
AUGGACGGCGGCAUUCAGUCGUCUUCCGUUCUCUUCGAAAUGGACCGUCUUCGCAUUACAUCUCAGCCCCGAAUUCUCACUGUAUUGGUUUUUCAGUUUUUCUUAAUACACAUCUGCAGAGGUCAACCUCAAAUCUUAAAAUUGGCAACACUUGGUGCUGACAUCUUCUUACCAUGCCAUGUUGACCCUACUGUAUAUGAAACUGACUUUACGUUGGAGUGGACACGACCUGAUCUGAACCCCAGAUUUGUUUAUGUGUGGCGCUCCGGUCAGGAGCUUGUAGAUAAAAAGCAUGAAUCAUUUGUGGGAAGAACAUCACUGUUUCCUGAUGAGCUGAAACAUGGAAACAUUUCACUGAAACUCUCUAAUGUGAAAAUAUCUGACCAGGGAACGUAUAAAUGUUUUAUUCCAGCACUGGAAAAGAACUCAUUCAUUCAGCUACUUGUUGAUGCCAUUUCUGGGCCUGUCAUCAGUUUAUCAGCCAUUAAUAAAGCCAGAAGCGGAGUGGUGUUACAGUGUGAGUCUGCAGGCUGGUAUCCAGAGCCUGAGCUGCUGUGGUUGGACGGUGAGGGAAACCUCCUCUCUGCUGGACCUACAGAGACCCUCAGAGGUCCUGAUGACCUCUAUACUGUCAGCAGCAGAGUGACUGUGGAGAAGAGACACAGCAACAACAUCACCUGCAGAGUCCAACAGAGGAACACCAACCAGAGCAGAGAGACACAGAUAUACAUUCCAGGUAAACACAAUUUGUAA